CCCGGAGCCGCCGCGGCCGCGCCCCGCCCCGCUGCGAGUGCGCCUGCGCAGCCGUCCGCUUGCCCGGCCGCCGCUUCCCCUCCCCCUGGCCCCCCGCGGGGGCUCCGGCUCUGGCGGGACCAUGUUCACCAGCACCGGCUCCAGCGGGCUCUACAAGGCCCCGCUGUCCAAGAGCCUCCUGCUGGUGCCCAGCACCCUGUCCCUCCUGCUGGCCCUGCUCGUGCCUCACUGCCAGCGGUUCUUCGUGUAUGACCUCCAGGCCGUCAAGGAUGACCUCCAGAUUUGGAGGUUGAUCUGUGGAAGAAUCAUUUGCCUUGAUCUGAAAGAUACUUUCUGCAGCAGCCUGCUGAUUUAUAAUUUCAGAAUAUUUGAAAGAAGAUAUGGGAGCAGGAAAUUUGCAUCCUUCCUGCUGGGCUCCUGGGUGCUGUCGGCCGCCGUGGACUUCCUGCUCGUCGAGGCCAUGCGUUUUUCCUUUGGUAUCACUGCGGCCCGGAAUUUGCCUUCUGGAUUCCUGGCGCCCCUGUUCGCUCUGUUCGUCCCGUUCUACUGCUCCAUACCGAGGGUCCAGGUGGCUCAGGUGCUGGGCCCUCUGGCCAUCACAAACAAGACCUUGAUUUAUAUAUUGGGACUGCAGCUUUUCACCUCUGGUUCCUACAUCUGGAUUGUAGCCAUAAGUGGACUUAUCUCCGGCAUCUGCUACAAUAGCAAGGUGCUGCAAGUGGACCGCGUGCUGUGCGUGCCCGGCUGGGUGGCCAGGUUCUUCUCCUGCACCCUCGAGCCCAUCUUCUCGUCGUCGGAGCCGGCCACCGAGACCCGCAUCGGUAUGGGCGCCACGGUGGACAUCCAGAGGCAGCAGCGGAUGGAGCUGCUGGACCGGCAGCUCAUGCUCUCGCAGCUGGCCCAGGCCCGACGGACCCGGCAGGAGCAUGGGAGAGUGCUCGACUGGAACCGGCUCUUCCCACCCCUACGACAGCGGCGCAAUGCCAACGACCAGGAGGGCCGGCGCCCAGAGCAGCCCGCAGCCCCGCCACUGGAGGUCUCCGAGGAGCAGGUGGCCCGGCUGAUGGAGAUGGGCUUCUCCCGGGGGGACGCCCUGGAGGCGUUGCGAGCCUCCAACAAUGACCUGAACGUGGCCACCAACUUCCUGCUGCAGCACUGACCGGCGCCCGCCACCCGGCUCCGUAGCCCGCGGGCACGGGCUGAGCUCGCUGUUGAGUUAGCAUGUCGCUCUCGCUUUCCUGUCCCGUGGGGGCCGCCCGCCCCGGGAGACUCCCAGCUCCUCCCCGAUGGACGUGGCAAUGGACAAAGGCGGCGUGGCCACCCCGCCCUCCCGGGACGCCCCAGCGUGCGUCCUUUCAGAAAGGACGCGCCCAGCCUCCUCGAGGACUUCCUUCUCUGCCGGUUCUGUUCGUUUCCCUGCUCAGAUUUGCUUUCAGGCCGCUCCGGCUGCUCCGCGUCCAGGCCCCCGGGUUCCGCGCCCGCCAGCUCUCGGGCAGCCAGUCCAGGGGCCCCGCCUCCUUCUCCCGACCUCCAUCUGCAAACACCAGCCGUGAUCAGGUUCUGAGUUGAGUUUGGGGGCUGGGGGUGGGGGGACACCUCACGGGAUCCCCAGGCACCGCCCCAAGUGACCUGUGUCAAGCGCCCACGGCUGCCUCUCGGCGUGGCAGCAAACACCAGCGCGGCCGCUCCCUGAGCUGCCCCGUCCCUAGGGCGGCAAGCAGAGAGCAGGCCAGGAGCCAGCGUGGGAAGCUGAUGCCGCCUACCCGGGAGGGAGAGAAAUUGUGCAAGUAUUGUCUUCUGCAAAAUGAGCAGGAAUGUAUCAAAUUGAUGCAAAUUUGGACGUGUGUGAGCUGUACAAUAAAGUUU
Molecule: messenger RNA, 1866 nt
Organism: Sorex fumeus (smoky shrew)
Lineage: Eukaryota; Metazoa; Chordata; Mammalia; Eulipotyphla; Soricidae
Gene: UBAC2
Product: UBA domain containing 2
Exons: 9
Coding region: 122-1159 (345 amino acids)
Molecular function (GO): protein binding; serine-type endopeptidase activity
Source: RefSeq, a predicted model, not a curated record